CCGAGCAUCUGCUCAUAUCAUCAAUACCCACAGAGCCUUCAAUCGUAGUACAUCUUUGAAUUGAUAGCUGAACAGUUCUCAACGUUUGUAUAAGAGAAUUCGGAAUACAGCCUCGCCAAUGCAGACCCACACUGAACGUCACACUUGUUGGUCUGAAGAAUUGCAUAGCGAUUCUUCCAGCCCCUUCGUUCGACCAUCUCCUCGCAAGCACCCGCAUCCUCAUCCGUGUUCUGCAUCUACGGACACGGGCUCCCCUCCAAGGACACGCACUUGGAAGGCUUAUUGGACAAGGAGCAGCAAACGAUACCUUCCCCUAGAUUCACCCGUAUUCUGCAAGAGGCGUAAGGAUGGAUGCAUCUAUCCCUAACUUCGUUUUCUAUGGUGCUGAGCAUAAUACAAUGGAUGACGAUGAUUGGUUCGCAGCGAUGUUCAUGCUCCUACUUGAAAUUGAUGACACAUUUGAUGAAGCACCUGCAAUUGAGAGGAUACCUCAGCGCACUUCGGCACUCCAGGGUGCCGCAUUUGUGCAAGAAGUGCUAGUUGGUCACCCAGGUACUUGCUAUGAGCUGUUUCGCAUGCAAAGGGACACUUUUGUCUCAUUAACAAAUGUUUUGAGGGCGAACUACCUAGAAGAUAGUCAGUCACUGAGAGUGGAAGAAUCACUGGCCAUCUUUUGCCUAAUAGUUGGCCAUCGACAAGGGAUGAGGGUUGUAGCGGACAGGUUCCAGCACUCCACUGAGACAAUUUCACGCCAUUUCAAGCAUGUGAUGAGGGCAUUAUGCAACUUGGGAAAGACCCUUAUAAGGCCUAGGCAGCUCGACGGAGUCCACCCAUACAUACAGGGUAAUCCAAAAUACUUUCCAUGGUUUAAGGAUUGUGUGGAGGCCAUUGAUGGUACCCAUAUUCAAGCUUGGGUUCCGGCGAAAAAACAAAAUGCAUUUCGAGGACGAAAGGCAGUCGUGUCCCAAAAUGUAGUGUGUGCUUGUGACUUCGACAUGAUGUUCACAUUCGUGUAUAGCGGGUGGGAGAGGACAGCCAAUGACUCAAGGGUCUUCUACAAUGCCGUAACUAGACUUGAAAAUGAAUUUCCUACACCACCAGAAGGUCACUAUUACUUAGUUGACUCUGGGUUCCCAUGCGCAAAAGGAUACCUCCCCCCCUGUCGCGGAGAAAGAUAUUAUUUGCAAGAUUUUAGAAAUGGUGGUGACCCUCAAGGGUUCAAAGAAUUGUUCAAUUACCAUCAUUCCUCACUUCGUAUGGUAAUUGAACGCUGCUUUGGAGUGCUGAAAAGGCGUUUUCAUGUGCUAAAUGGCAUGCCCAAGUACAAAGUGUGUCACCAGCCCCUUAUAGUCAAUGCAUGUUGCACACUGCACAACUUUAUCCGCCAGGCUAGCCGUGAUGAUAUGUUCUUUGAACAUACCUUUCCUGUGAAUCUUGGCAAUGGUGCUGAUUACAACAACCCCUACGACUUCUCUGAUGAAGCUGCUUUGAUCAUGGCAAACACUAGGGACCAGAUUGCGCAGUUGAUGUGGGAUAAUAUCCACCCGCCGAACUGA
This is a messenger RNA of Corylus avellana, 1556 nucleotides long. Its product is annotated as protein ALP1-like. The record is from RefSeq and is a predicted model, not a curated record. Lineage: Eukaryota; Viridiplantae; Streptophyta; Magnoliopsida; Fagales; Betulaceae.